AUGGCGGCCUCCUUGGUGCCUCUACCUGAGAUCGAGAAGCUAUCUCCCCGCGUUGUGCGGAUCCUAGGAGGAAACCCCGGAAAAUUCCAACUCCAAGGCACAAACACCUACCUCCUCGGCACCUCGCCCACGCGCCUCCUGCUCGACACCGGCGAAGGCAAACCCGCGUGGCUCGCGUCGCUACGCUCCGUGCUCGCCGCCCACGACAUCACCAUCUCCGCCGCGAUCCUCACGCACUGGCACCCGGACCACGUCGGCGGCGUCGCCGACCUCCUCUCCAUCUCCCCAGCCACCAAGAUCUACAAAAACGAGCCGACCGAGGGCCAAUUGGACAUAGCCGACGGCCAGGUCUUCCAGACCGAGGGCGCGACGCUGCGCGCGUUCCACUGCCCGGGCCACGCGACGGACCACAUGGCGCUGGUGCUGGCGGAGGAGGACGCCAUGUUCACCGGCGACAACGUGCUCGGGCAGGGCACGGCCGUGUUCGAGGACCUGGCCACCUACAUGGACUCGCUGCAUCGCAUGGCGGCCCAGUUCGGCGGGCGGGCGUACCCAGGCCACGGGCCCGUGAUCGAGGACGGCAAGGCGAAGGUGUUGGAGUAUAUCAAGCAUCGCAAGGAGCGGGAGGAGCAAGUCUUAGCUGUGUUAGAGGAUGCGGGGGGCAAGGGGGUGACGUCUAUGGCGAUUGUAAAGGUGAUUUAUAAGGACUAUCCCGAGAGUUUGUGGCAGCCGGCGGAAAGGGGUGUUGUGCAGAUUCUGGGGAAGUUGGAGGGGGAGGGGAAGGUUGUUCAUGAUGAGGGGGAGGAUACGUGGGCUAUAAAUAGAAAGGCGGCUUUGUGA
Mytilinidion resinicola is the source of this 840-nucleotide messenger RNA. Its product is annotated as Metallo-hydrolase/oxidoreductase. Lineage: Eukaryota; Fungi; Ascomycota; Dothideomycetes; Mytilinidiales; Mytilinidiaceae. The record is from RefSeq and is a predicted model, not a curated record. The transcript has 3 exons. Bases 1 to 840 code for a protein of 279 amino acids. Gene Ontology annotation, biological process: secondary metabolite biosynthetic process.